AUGUCGCCUACUCCCUCGAUCAGCAGUGAGAGAAUUUCUCAGCACGGUGAUCCUGCGGAGUUGGGAAGAGAGCUGAAGAUGGAGGGCCAGAGGAAUAUCAGUGAUGCAGUGAGGACCAUCCUCGAAUGCAUCGACGAAGACCCGGCCCGCGAAGGGCUCCUUGACACUCCCGAGCGAUACGCCAAGGCGCUCCUGUUUUUCACCAAAGGCUACGGGGAGAAAGUGUCGGACAUCGUCAACAACGCCAUCUUCCGCGAGCACCACCACGAGAUGGUGAUCGUCAAGGACAUCGAGAUCUUCAGCAUGUGCGAGCACCACCUGUUGCCGUUCACGGGGAAGAUGCACAUCGGCUACAUCCCCAACGGCUUCGUCAUCGGCCUCUCGAAGCUGGCCCGGAUUGCUGAGGUGUACAGCCGUCGGCUGCAGAUCCAAGAGAGGCUGACCAAGGAGGUGGCAUACGCGCUCAUGGAGGUGCUCAGCCCACGGGGCGUCGCCGUGGUCAUGGAAGCCUGCCACCUGUGCAUGGUCAUGCGGGGCGUGGGGAAGACCACGGCGACAACCAUCACGAGCUGCGUGCUCGGCAGUUUCGAGGCCAACGAGAAGACGAGAAACGAGUUUCUGAACCUGGUCGGCGUUAACAAGUGA
This is a messenger RNA of Thermothielavioides terrestris NRRL 8126, 645 nucleotides long. RefSeq lists its product as uncharacterized. NCBI's taxonomy places the organism in Eukaryota, Fungi, Ascomycota, Sordariomycetes, Sordariales, Chaetomiaceae. Gene Ontology annotation, cellular component: cytoplasm. The transcript has 2 exons. The record is from RefSeq and is a predicted model, not a curated record. Gene Ontology annotation, molecular function: GTP binding; zinc ion binding; GTP cyclohydrolase I activity. The coding region runs from base 1 to 645 and encodes 214 amino acids. Gene Ontology annotation, biological process: tetrahydrofolate biosynthetic process; tetrahydrobiopterin biosynthetic process.